This is a messenger RNA of Necator americanus (New World hookworm), 1968 nucleotides long. RefSeq lists its product as uncharacterized. NCBI's taxonomy places the organism in Eukaryota, Metazoa, Nematoda, Chromadorea, Rhabditida, Ancylostomatidae. The coding region runs from base 1 to 1968 and encodes 655 amino acids. The transcript is spliced from 20 exons. Gene Ontology annotation, molecular function: protein binding. The record is from RefSeq and is a predicted model, not a curated record.
AUGCUGAUGAACCGUGGUCUUCCUAUUGGUGAUGACUCGAGUAAUUCAAACGACGAUGAGAUGGGAGAAGAAGUGUCAUCAAGUAGACGAUUAUCGGAAGAUAGCUGGUGUAGUGAUGGAAUGAAAUCAGCUACAACAUUUGAAGAAAACGAACGGGUAGCAAAGGAACGACUUUUAAAUCUCUACCCACGUGCAGAAUUCAAGCGUCUACCUCGUGCAUGGAAUAAAAACGAUAAGUAUCACUUUUUGGAUAUUUCUCACAGCUCACUGAGAGUGAGUUAUAAGGGUAAUGGCAAACAGCAACAAAAAGAUGCAGCAUCUACUCGAGCUGACUUUCCCAUUCCACCACAAUGUGGAGUUUAUUAUUUUGAAAUUACUAUUGUUCGAGGGUUGAAGGGAUGUAUGGGUGUUGGUAUCUGCGGGAAAUCUGUUAAUCUAAAUAGAUUACCCGGAUGGGAUCGGUAUUCAUACGGUUAUCAUGGAGACGACGGGAAUUUCUUUUCAUUCUCUGGCAAUGGCGUUUCAUAUGGGCCUAAAUUCACUACCGGUGAUGUGAUUGGAUGUGGUGUAAAUCUGGUGAACAAGACAAUUUUCUUCACGAAAAAUGGAGUACACUUAGGAAUAGCUUCACGCGAAUUGGAGCACAUCGAUGAUCUUUAUCCAACUAUUGGUUUGCAGACUACAGGGGAAGUUGUGGAUGCGAAUUUUGGGCAAUGUCCAUUUCGUUUCGAUAUACGCCCGGAAAUGGAGGCAGCAAGGGCAAAAGUAGGCGCUGAAAUAUUGUCAGUUCAACUCCCCUCAGAGAAGACCGAUUGGAUGAAUAAACUCGUGUCGUCGUGGAUGGCUUGCGAAGGGCAUAGCAAAUCGAUGGCAUCAUUCUGUAGUGCCGCAAAAUUGGUACCCGAAGAAGGCGAACAAAGCAUUGAAACCAGGAAAGAAAUAGUUGCUCUUGUUCUAUCAAGACGCAGUGGUGAUGCGAUAUCUCGUAUGGAAGACGCUUACCCAGAUAUCUUUGUGCUCAAUAAGAAUAUCGCGCUAGCUCUCAAAUGUCAACAGUUUGUAGAAAUGGCAGCAGAGAUUGCACGACAGGAUGCACUUACAAAAGCUGCGACUAUUUCAAGCUCAAAUGGUCAAUCCUUGCCGCCUUCUGUGAUUACUCCAAGAUCUACUCACUCCUAUCCAAUAAAUCCACACAAGCGAACUUACGGUAAGUACGUAGAUUCCCAAACAGAAGAUAUUGAAGCUCCUCCGGCUAGGCGUACACCUCCGUUUGCUGAUGAAGAUGUCACUGUUCCAGUGGACAUGCAGAUGGAGGAAGAACCGUGUAGUUCCUCCGCCGUUCUUGCAUCUAUACGCAAUGGUCAGUCUGCUGAAGAAAUAAAAAAUGGCGCCGGAUCAGCCGAUGGAGGUUCUAUCGAUGACGGUGUUAUUCUCGGUGGUGAUGGAGAUCCUACAAUCAUUGAAGAGGAAAACACGGAGGAUGAAGAGGAUGUAGAGAUAGAAGACGGAAUCCGUCGUGCAGAAGAAGAAGCUGCAUGCACGGUCGAAUACCAGAAGUAUAAUGAAGUGAUCGAGUUCGGACGUUCCAUACACGCAUUGUCGCUACAGAUUCCUAAUUUGAGUGGAGAGGCUAAGGCUCUGUUGAAUGAUUCACUUGCAACAAUUUGUCUCCUGGAUUACGCUCAGUUCGAGUCCCAUCAUCUUCUCAGUGAGGAACAUUUACACAAUCUCGCCAAGCAAACUGCAGCAGCUAUUCUAGAGUUUGGAGGGCGAAGUCCUCAGUCACAGUUGUCUCGAUAUUUCCAUCUUUGGGCAAAGAUGCAAACUGAACUCUCCUCAGCAAAAAUACCUCACAGUGCUUUCACUGAUGUUGCGCAAUUGGUUUUUGGCACACCUAUUCCUCAAUUAGAUACCUGUUCAUCUUCGGCUGCUGCUGUUACAGAAGACACAAACAUGGUCGUAGGAUAA